Molecule: messenger RNA, 4669 nt
Organism: Periophthalmus magnuspinnatus
Lineage: Eukaryota; Metazoa; Chordata; Actinopteri; Gobiiformes; Gobiidae
Product: KIAA0825 ortholog
Exons: 23
Coding region: 376-4266 (1296 amino acids)
Source: RefSeq, a predicted model, not a curated record
AAAUAAUGGUCCGUGCAUUUUCAGCAACACUGGCUGAAUAAUAAUAUGCAAAUAUGGUUAAAAGGAGGGUUAGUGGUGUACAGAUGUAUCGUUGGUUUAGCUUUAAGUGCUAAAAUAUGGCUAAAUGUUGUUUUGGUCAGCGCUGGCUGUGAUUACUUCAAAAUCAGCCGUUACCGACCAUAGACAUGUUAUUGACAGGUAUGAACUAGUGCUAAGCUUUCGUUAAUAAUACCAAUAAAAUGUGUUUGUUAUGUACGUUAUGCAAAAACACGAGUUGCUGACUCGCUGCAAGGAAUCUUUUUUACACGACUCAUAUAUCACGUUGGAUUCUUAUGAAGAUGCGCGCUCAAAGACAAUUUUAAAGCUAAACUGGUCAUGGAAUCACCAGUGGAUGCUAAUGGAGACCAUCCUUCGGGGAGUCAACCUCUUGAGGGAAAAUCUAUCCAGCUGGACCUAGGAGACGCUGAAGACAAACCCAGAAGUAAUGCUAAUAGCAUCACAUUGAAAGACCUCCAAACCCAAAUAGAAGACCUCCGAUCAGAAAGUCCCCCAAAGUCCAAUGAGUGCCUCAAAUGGUUCCCCUUCAGAAUGCACUUCAAGUCUGUUGCUACGGGAUACCAGGAUCAGCUUGACUUCCUCAGGGGACUGCAGCUCUACCUAAGGUCAGAAGAGGAGGGUAAAGAGGUGGUGACAAUAGAACUGCUGGAGGACAUUUCAUCGCGUUGUAGAGUCUGCUUUCCACGCACUCCUUCUCUUUCAUACUCAUCUACUUUGCCUCAGCCGGACCUCAUCAAUACAGUUCGAGAUGAAUCAUCUAUUGAGCUCCAGACAGUUUGGGAUGAUGUGCGUCUCCAGCUGCGCCGCCACCUGCUGGAUCGGCUGUCUCCUCACAUCUCAGAGCAUUCAGGACCAGGCAGCACUUCCUCUAACCCAUCCAUCUCUAAACGGAUCUAUUGUCUGCAGCAUCUGUUCUUUCUUUACCCUGAGUCAGAAGUGCUCGCAAAUUAUCAGACCCUGAGGUGCCAGUUCACAGUUGCUCUUCUCCACUCCACCCUAAGUUCCAGUGCGAGUGGUGAGACCGGCUUUGACAGACUCACAGUGGGCUUUCACUCUGUGGCACCCCUACUGUCCCAGGCCCUGAAGGAGGAGAUCCAUGUUCUCUCACACUUGGUGGAUCAGCACAGCAUCCUAGGCUUCCUCAGCGCAGCUUACCUGGACACUGUAGCACGGGAACUGGCCUCUCUGAUGGAGAGAGAAUGUGAGGCUGCUCGAAGAGACAACACUGCAGUCACCAGCAAGAACAGGAAAUCUUCAGCCAAGUCUCAACAGUUAACAGCACCUGUAGAGCUUUUCAUGAAAAGCAGAACUUUCAGUCUAACCUCCCACCAGCUGAGGGCAUUAACUCAACUGGCCUGCACCUUGCUUCAGUUUGAGAGCACUAUAAAAGAACUGACCAAGAAGAUGACCCAUAUCAGUUGUACUGGACACCCUCCCUGUGUUAAAGGCAUCUCCAGAAGAAAUUCCAGCUUAGAUGUGACUGGACAUAACAAGAAAGCCCCAGUAACAGCACAGUCACCUCAGCAUCUAGAGGUGCAGUUUCUGGAGUUUGACUGGAGGUUGGCUUUUAAGGGUCUGGUUCCUCAGAUGGCUCACUGUGUUAAAGUGGUACUUGAUGAUAUUUGCACCAAGAGUCUACAGCAGGAGGAGGCCUUACAUUCUGCAGGAGAAACCUCUCUGGCCCUCAUACUCACACAAGAUCUAACCACCAGCAUCAACAGCAAAUAUCUGAGCUCCAAGAGAGAAACACCCAAUAUGAUAGCUCACUUCUGUGGAGCCGUCAUAAAGGAGCUCAAUGCCUUACUACCCUUGGCAGCAGCCUGCAGGGACAGCUCUCUGUUGGAGGUUCGAAUAACGUUUGUGGAAGCGUGUAGCACCGCUGCGUUUGCUAUGUUGGACCGUGUUCAAGAGAGAGCCAGUGAGGUACCAUCCUCAGCCCCCCUGAAGAACCUGCCUGCUCUGUUGGCUACUGUCAUUUACCUACACCAGCAGAUGCAGCACUACCACAUCAAACUCAAGGAUUCAAAUACUGCUGUGACCAAAGUACCCCUGACCUUGCUGCCUAUUCAAAAGUGCCAAGAUGUAGCAGAGACAAUCAGAGAACAGCUCACUACCUACUGCAUCCAGGUCUGCUCCACUUGCCUUCUACAGGAUGAGAGUCACCACUGGGAUGACCCCAAGCCCUUCCAUGAGGGGGAGCGGUGUUCCUUCUCAGUGCAGAUGUGGUAUUACUUCCUGUGUGGGCUCCGCAGUGAUCUGUGGCCUGUCCUUCCUGCGGCGCUGUCUAAGGAGCUGCUGGGGAAUGUGCUGUCAGAGACUCUACAGUUACUGCUCCAAAGAUACGCUUUGGCUCGGCCCUCAUACAAGAGACACCUGCGGAUUAGGUGUGACAUCACUGCAGUUCUGCUUUAUGUGGAAGAGCUGAUGUGGAGUGUCUGUGAAACUCCAGAUGCCUUGGCACACAUCACUCCUUCAUCAGAGACAAAUGCUAAAAUGAAUUCCCCAAAGUGGCCAAAUGCUAUCCACAAUUCAUGCAAUCGACUCCUCACCGUGCUCAUUACUGUCACUUCACCUCUCUCUUCUUUGUAUAGAACCUUUGUCAAUAACCCUGGCUCUACUACACAGCCUGUUGACAGCCCUGUUGUCCGAUGGCUUAAUGCUAUUGACCCUGACCUCUUCACAGAACAAGUCAUGGGUGAAGGCCUCAAGGACCAGGCAGCCUCUACAUGUCAGUUAAGGUUGCUGAUCUCUGACCCUGGAAAUGAUCCCAAGAUGCUUCUCCGGAUACUGCUGUACAGAGACUGUCACCUGCCCCGAAUACUUCUGAAAAACUCUUAUUUUUGGCAGGAGGCUGAUAUUGCUACAUCCCAAGAAAACUGUAAGGCCAGAGAUGACUUCAUGACUGCGUUGUUCAACAUUUUAAUUUGCUUAAACGGCGCUCCAAAGGCCUUGACUCAGACUCUUGAGCCGUACAUGGUGAGGGCACAGCUCUGGAAGCAUCUCUUUACACUGGCAGAUACUCCCCAGUCGGCACCAGUAGUGAUCAAAUGUCUUAGAGAAAGUGUCAUAAAGUCCAUAAAUGACCUCCUGGUACAUCUGGUCUCCAUGGGGAUGGGUUGGCAGGCCAUGGCUGAUCCUACUGCGGAGCUGAACCAGUGGGACAUACCAAAGUGCCUCCUGGCUAUAGUACCCAAGGAGUGGAACUACACAUGGGAACCAAAGGGAAAAGAUAAAUCUCUCAUUGCCUUCAUCAUCCAAGCCUUGUCUCUAGUCUUCACCAGCCUGCCCCAGGUCAUUGAAGCUCUGCCUCUCCCCAUUUGGUUACUCUUCCAUGAGGCAGAAAAACACCUCUCUCAGUAUGCCCAGUCACUCCGCUCUGCAGGCCUUUUGAUAUGGGCUUUGCUGGGCUGUCUCAUCCAGAGCAUAGAAGAACCAGAGACAUUAGAACAGAUCACUGGUUUAGCUCAGAACCAGCAGGCAAUAGAGAGUUUGUCACUAUUGGCAGAAAGUCUAAAGGCGGCCAUAGGGGUUCCACAUAAGGGUGUACCCAAACCCAUCAUUCAAACUGUGCUGCAGACCAUGGAAGACAAAAUGCCUAACUGGAUAAACAUACAACUUCUGAAAGCUCAAAAACUCUGUUCUGAAAGUGUAUUUGAGCAAAAGGAGAGUGGAGUGGCUGGGGCUGAACUGACUGAGCAGAAAAUAGGCCUGAUGCUGCUGGAGGUCUGCCACAAAGCAGGUGGCAGCGACUACCUGAGGCAGAUCUAUCACAUCAUCCAAGGCAAUGAGGAUCUGUUGAUAUCUAAACUAUGUGGACAUUCAGACUCUUCACUGGUGAACUUUGCAUAUGGACAAGAAAACCAUUCAGACAUGCCACAUUUUAAUCCCCUCUACCAAUUUGACCGUCUUGGAAAGAAAAAACUUGAGCAGAGUGCGCUUGUCGACUGGGCAUGGGACUGGCCAAGGCUGCUGCCAACGGCUCAGGGCAUGAGUGAGGUCACCUUCAAAACUCUGCUGGCGAACAGGUGGGAGAUGCGAGAUGAUGCUGAGUUGGAUGAAGAAGAGAGAACUAUGGUUGAAGAACUUCGACGAGUGUAUUUUGUUUACAACAGUAACUCGGGACAACGGGAUCUUUCUGAAGCAGUCGAGGAACAGGGAGAAGACGCCCAGGGGGAAGCGCUACCAGUCAAUAAAAGCACUGCCCAAUAACUGUCCAUGCUGCUAGGAUUUUUACUAUGUUGUAAAUGUUGCUUUUUAUACCAAGUCGCAGCUCACAAACUGGCAAACCACCAUUUGGUCUGCAAGUGACAAGUUGGUGUAAAGAAAAAGAAGAAAUCACCAACAGCAAACAUGAUAGACACGUAGCUUCCCUUAUUUUGCACCAGCGACAAACUCUGGUUUCUGCGUUUUCACAUUGCAUCAGACAUAUCUCAUCUUUGUGGAGCACACCUCCUGAAAUCAGUUCUGGGAAAUGGUGAGCGUGGAUUUGUUUGCCUGGGACAAGACAGGACCGUGUGAUCUUAGGAAGGAGUUGAAGUUUCUAGAGACUUAGCGAUUGUAAAAAUACAGGUGUCAGCAGACUUUCUCCUGCUUCCUGAAAGAGAACUUGAAA